AUGUAUGUUAUUCUUUUUAUAAUUGAUGAAGUAUCAAUGAUAUCUAAUUUGACUCUAAUGUACAUACAUCUUCGAUUGUCUGAAAUAUUUGAUUCGAAUGAUUGCGAUGAUGGUUGGUUUGGUAAAAAGCAUAUUCUUCUGUUUGGAGAUUUGCUUCAAUUACCUCCUGUACAUGAAGAUUCUGUCUUUGUAGAUUUGUCAAAUGAAAAAAUUAAUAAAUAUAUCGGUUGCCUAGGGAAUGUGAAUUUGUGGACUACAUUAUUUGAUUACGAUGAAUUGACAAUUAAUAUGCGCCAGCAAGGAGAUGAGUCUUAUCGUGAAUUACUGUCAAGAAUUCGUUUCGGUUUAUUAACAAAGUCUGAUUGUGAAAUUCUAGAAAAUAGAAGAAUAUCUUUUAAAGAAGAUUCCUUCGAGUCAACAUUAAAGGAAUUAUGUAAUUUUAUUACUAAUUUGACAUCAGACAUCGUUUGUUUAUUGCCCACUUGUCACAUGUGUGAUGUUUUAAAUGCUGCAAUGUUAAGUCGUAUUACUUCAAAAGAAAUAUUAUUAAUUGCUGAAGAUACAAUCGAAUGUAUACCAUAUAUAAAAAAGAAAGUAUUAAAAGUGUUGGCAAAUAAUGAUAAUGAUAAUUCAAAAACAGCUGGACUUUCGAAACAAAUUGCUAUUAAAAUUGAGGCAAAAGUAAUGAUAAGACGUAAUAUUGAUGCUAGUCUGGGUCUUGUAAACGGUACAAUUGCUAAAGUCAUUGCAAUUGUACAAGAUGUGUCUACCGGUUAUGUAGAAAAGAUCAAGCUUCUUUUGCCAUCAGGUUUAGAAUAUUUAAUUAAAAGAGUAAGUGUUAAAUUUGUGGUGAUGGAGAAAGCAUAUGUUAUUAGAAAACAAUUUCCAUUGUGUUUGAGUUAUGGAAUUACUAUUCAUAAAAGCCAAGGACUGAGUUUGCAGAAUGCUAUUAUGGACCUAGGUAAUUCAGUAUUUAGUCACGGGCAAAUUUAUGUUGCAUUGUCACGAGUAACAUCUUUAGAUGGGUUGCAUUUAAUUAAUUUCGAUCCUUCAUCUGUAACAGCUGAUGAAGAAGCUAUUAUUGAAUAUAAUCGAUUAAAACAGAUACACAAACCAGCAACAGAAAUAAUGUCUGUUUCGAAAGAAAAGUAUCGUAAAAUAAAAGAUAUUUCAUGGGUACAGCCAAAA
Linepithema humile (Argentine ant) is the source of this 1188-nucleotide messenger RNA. The record is from RefSeq and is a predicted model, not a curated record. Lineage: Eukaryota; Metazoa; Arthropoda; Insecta; Hymenoptera; Formicidae.